AUGAAGGAUAGAGAAACCGUAAUCAUAAGUCAAUAUACAACAACCACCAUGAAUGACAAAAAAGCAAGUUCUUCACAUUUGCCAGGUGUCGGAGUCAUGGGAUCCUCAGCCGUUGUAGCACCCAAGCAGACUACCUUUGCAAUAUCAACACCACAACACCUCCUAGCCAGCAUGCAGCUUCAAAGACUGAACAGUCAAUAUCAGGGAGCUGAAGACAUACAGUCCUGGACUUUAAGCGGCCAUGGAUCACUUGCCAAUGCCAGUGGAUUGUUUGACCUGGAUCUUGUUGAUGAAGAAGUUCUUAUGUCCUUGGUACUUGAGCUGGGUCUGGACAGGGUUAAUGAGCUACCAGAGCUGUGGCUGGGACAGAAUGAGUUUGAAUUUGCACCAGAACUUCUGCUGUCCCCAGAGAAAUGA
Molecule: messenger RNA, 417 nt
Organism: Pelobates cultripes (western spadefoot toad)
Lineage: Eukaryota; Metazoa; Chordata; Amphibia; Anura; Pelobatidae
Source: the annotation of a GenBank genome assembly